GAACAGAAUAAUUUAUUUUCUGGAUUCCUAAAAUGAGCUUCGAAGCGGUUCUUUGACUGUAAAGUGACACGGCGUCGUCGUUCGCGGUGCGUCUUAGCUUCAGCGAAAACUCAAUUUCCCAUAAUGCUUUUGCUGCUGCAGCCAGAUCGAAUCAGAUGGGAGCGGAGCGGCUCAGUCACUCGCUUCACUGCUUGAACUCGGUCACUGCUGCAGUCACAGAGGAGAAACCUCGUCGCACUUCCAGUCCAGGCUGGACAGAUCGGGUCGUGUGUCAUGGACAGAGCCGCCAGGCCCUGGUGAACGUGUGGAGUCUGCUAGCUUAACCAGUCCGCCAGCAUGCAGAUGACAUUCGAAUCGUCGAGCAGCGUCACGCUGCUGUUUGACUUCUGGGCUGUGCAGGGGCCGGCAGGCAUGGUGCUGUCGGUCUUUGUGGUUCUGCUGCUGACGGUCUUUUACGAGGUGCUGAAGGUGUGGCGGGUGUGGCUGUCGAGCGGCUCCAGGCUGGCCCAGCGUCAGACGCCGUACUCGUCGCCGCCGUCCUGCCGCAGCGACGGCGGCUCGGUGCUGGAGGGCAGCCCGUCCGAGUCCUCCCUCACGCCCAUUGACCUCCCGCCUCCCGCUGCCGGCCUCAGAAACAGGUGGCUGCUGCACGUCAUCCAGACGGCGGUGCACGUGCUGCAGGUGACCCUGGGCUACAUGCUGAUGCUGUGCGUCAUGUCCUACAACACCUGGAUCUUCCUGGGAGUGGUGGCCGGCUCCGUCCUGGGAUACUUCAUCUCCUUCCCCCUGCUGGGCUACAUGCUGUGGAGUCAGAGCUGAUCUGGAACGGUUACCAAGAGUUUCCCUUCCAGUGUUUUUACACUUUAAUGGACAACAGCGGCUUGUGCUCGAAUAAACGGACUGUUUUGUAGGAGAUUUACUAAAUAGGUCAGUUUCUGUUGUGUAACUCACUCGAUUAAUAAGUAAUGUGAACUUUAUCUUUUGUCAGAGGCGUACUGCCGGCUUGAGAAAACGUCUGAACCAGUAUAGAUCAUUUUCUACGCAGGUUCUGAGAAACCUGUGGAGUCACUACUGAAUAUGGGAGCUUCACCACUGCCUCACAGACCAAACUGAAAGCAAGAGGAAACCUGUUUCAACAUGUCUCAGCUGCUGUCGCAGCUUUUCAAAUCGGGAUUGGAGUCGUGGAGGACUCUGGGUCAGUUUGAGGAACUGACUCAUGUGACGGUCGGCGUUCCUGAUGGGUCACAUGACGCCACAGCAAUCAGCGCUGAAGGAUGAGGAACUGUGCCUUACGGUUAAUGUGUUCAUCCCAUCGGACCGAGAUCACUGCUGGAUGAUGGGAUUUCCCCAGCAGUUACUUUCUAUUUGAUUUUUUUUUUUUUUUUUUUUGAAAGUCGGUUGGACAAAACUACAGAGAAUCGCUGUGAGAUGUUUUUAUUUGACAUUUUAACAUACGUUAUUAGAGGAAGAGCAAAAAACUGUAUACACAUGAACAAAUCAAGCUGGAUGUCACACACUUCACAGGGUUGAUAAUAAAUAAACAGGAGUGGGAGAUCUGUGUACGGACAGACGUGCCUUUGAUAAAUCUAACCUUCUGUUUUGUGUUUAACAUCAGAUGUUUGGAGUGUGUGUGGCGCCAACAAUAAACAAAACAAAAAAAACCUUAUUUAUUGUACAGGACAUGUAGGUGUUGGAAUAAAAACUGAGAAUCAAACUGA
Messenger RNA from Salarias fasciatus (jewelled blenny), 1718 nucleotides. RefSeq names its product solute carrier family 31 member 2 (gene slc31a2). The coding region runs from base 337 to 819 and encodes 160 amino acids. Gene Ontology annotation, molecular function: copper ion transmembrane transporter activity. The transcript is spliced from 4 exons. Gene Ontology annotation, cellular component: membrane. NCBI's taxonomy places the organism in Eukaryota, Metazoa, Chordata, Actinopteri, Blenniiformes, Blenniidae. The record is from RefSeq and is a predicted model, not a curated record. Gene Ontology annotation, biological process: copper ion transmembrane transport.